UCUCGCACCCGACAACAUUCCGAUCACGAUCCUCCUUUUCACGGUAGAUUGGAAGAUGCGCACAUUGGUCGCUACUGCUGUUACCUGUGCUCUCAAGUGGUGAACACGGCGACCGGGCCCGGGACCAAAUGCCCGUUUUGUGAGAGCAGACUUGUCCAGAAAAUGGACGUCGAUAACUUUGGAGACAGACCAGCAAGGGGAAUCCCGAUCUGGUGCUCCGUGCUUCUCGGCUUGGUGGAUGACGAAGGCUAUUCUCUCACGCAAGAAGAAGAUGCUCUCAACAGCAGCGGCAGCCCACCACCUGCAGUCGAAGAUGAGGUGCCAUUGGAGGACUUGCUGAGUACUCUGCUUUUCUCCGGAUCCGAACCAGAGGACUCCGUUGAUGACUGGGACUGGGAGAGAGGCAGCGAGUUGAUCUCGUUCAAUUCCUACGAAGAAGCUUCACAGUAUGCCCACCCUUCAGAGUUCAGCUUCAGCCAAUCGACUCCUAGUCCUAGUCCUAGUCCCAGUCCUAGAACUACCACAUUGGCCAAUUUCUUCUGGGACACCGAUCUCGAGUUUAUACAACUCCACUUCCCCGACAACAGCACCAGGCAGGUUGAGCCUCCUCUUCCACACGACGACAUAGGAGCAGCUAAGCUUUUAACUACUGUGAGGAUCAGUGAGGCAUUGCAGUGUUCGAUGUGCUUAGAGGACUUUGAGAUUGGAGAGGAAGCAAAGCUGACUACGUGCAAGCAUAGGUUCCACGAACAGUGCAUCCUCUCUUGGUUGGAGCUCCAUGGCACUUGCCCGCUCUGCAGGUUUCAGAUGCGCAGUGCCAAUAGAAAUUGGCCGGAGAUCAGAGAUGAGAGCGAAUGGGAACAUGAUCUCCUCGAAAGAGGCAGAUUUCAAGGACAACGGAGAAGGAGACGCAGAAGUAGGCGGCACUGGGUUCUUUUCUAGAUCCUCUUCAACGGUUUUUCCAUCGACUUCACAACAGUGCUUUUCAGGGU
Messenger RNA from Punica granatum (pomegranate), 992 nucleotides. NCBI's taxonomy places the organism in Eukaryota, Viridiplantae, Streptophyta, Magnoliopsida, Myrtales, Lythraceae. The record is from RefSeq and is a predicted model, not a curated record.